AUGACACGCGCUUUUGUACCGAGAAAGGGAGCUCCAAAAUCUAGAAGAGGAUGUUUCACCUGCAAAGUUAGGCGUAUUAAAUGUGAUGAGGCGAGGCCUCUCUGUUUCCGAUGUACAAGCACCGGUCGCAAAUGUGACGGCUAUGCCGGCCAAGGUCCACCCUCGAAUCUACCAGAUCCAAACUUGACAGCCGUGACGAUUAACAGCCUCCCAAGCCAGACACCUCAGGGCCGAAGCUUUAAUUUCUUCUGUGCCUGCACACUCCCUAAUAUAUCCCUUCACUUCGGCUCUCCACGCUGGACUCGAUUAGUUCUCCAAGCCAGCAGCUCAGAACCUGCACUCCGACACGCAGCUGCUGCUAUUGGUGCACUUCAUGAACAUCUCGAAAGUGGGAAAACCUCUGCAGACAACUCCACCCCUCAAGGAAACAAGGAUAUCGAAUACGCAACCCAACAAUAUGCCCAAGCUUUGAUCUUCCUCAGCUCCCUCCUCACCAACUCAGAUCAUCGAUCAAUUGAGCUUGCUCUGAUUGGGGCUCUAUUGUGCAUGUACUACGAAGCUCUGCAAGCGAACUUCGAAACUUCACAGGUCCAUCUAGAGAACUGUUUACUGGUCCUCCAGUCACUGUUACCAAGCGAAAGAAGCUGGCUCACACAUACCACCGACAACAGUAUGCAGAUCGAUGGCGACAUCGUACAAGCCUUCGCACGUCUCGAUAUCGAAGCAUCGUGCACUUUGGGCAAACGCUCUCCAGGACUCUGCGUAUCAGAAACUUUACUGGAAAUACCAACAGCCUUCGCCUCCAUCACCCAAGCACGCCAGCUCCUCUACGGUCUCACUAGCCAACUUCACUCCUUCAUGCGUUCCACGGAAGAUGCCUAUAAAACCAACAUGGACCCCAUCCCUCUGCCCAUCAUCGCCGAAGUCAAUCUCCACCAAGCACGACUCAAAGAAUGGGAAGUCUCAUUCUCCGCCUUUCUCGCCGAUCCAGCGACAAAACUCUCACGUCAAGAACAGCAAGGCGCAAAUGUGCUUUCAAUCCAGCAGAAAGUUACGUUUAUGAAAGCUAUUACUUGUUUCUAUGCCGAGGAAACGUUAUUUGAUCAGUUUGACCAAGAGUUUGAAGAGAUUCUUUGUUUGGCGGAGUAUUUGAUUUACUUGUCAAACGGGUUUGAGAGGAAGAGUAGAGGGGAAAGGGAGAAAAAGAAGGUGGUACUGAGUUUUGAUAUGGGCAUCAUCGAAGCACUGUUUUGGACUGCGAUUAAGUGCCGCUGUCACUCGAUCCGUCAUCGUGCGAUUGGUAUGCUGAGAAAGAUCACUUGGCAAGAAGGGGUGUGGAAUGCGGAGAUGAUGGUCGCGAUGGCGGAGAAGUUCGUCGAGAUGGAAGAAGAGCAGAUUCGUGGUAUUGGUGGGAAUCGCGGAAUGAGCGAGAGUGGAAGCAGAGUUCCGGAAUGGUUGAGACUACAUGACCAUGGGUGGGAGAUGAAUUUGAAAGGGAGGAAGACGGAGAUUAGGGCAGGGAGGAGGGAAAAUGGGGUGGAUGGCGAGUGGACUUGGUUAAGGGAAGAGGUUGUGUGGUAA
Messenger RNA from Hyaloscypha bicolor E, 1581 nucleotides. RefSeq lists its product as uncharacterized. The transcript has 2 exons. NCBI's taxonomy places the organism in Eukaryota, Fungi, Ascomycota, Leotiomycetes, Helotiales, Hyaloscyphaceae. Gene Ontology annotation, molecular function: DNA-binding transcription factor activity, RNA polymerase II-specific; zinc ion binding. Gene Ontology annotation, biological process: regulation of DNA-templated transcription. The coding region runs from base 1 to 1581 and encodes 526 amino acids. The record is from RefSeq and is a predicted model, not a curated record.